CUGUGAAAGAGGGCGAGAGGAGCAGAGUAGUUUCCGUUAUCCACUAUCCUUGUCGCUUCGAAUUCUCUCUCUGAAAAAAUUUCGUAUCUUCCGAUUCUCUCUCUCUCUCUAAAAAUUCCUCUCUUCGUCAAGAAAUUAGGUUUUUUUGCAAAUAAUCUGAUCUCGCAAGUCCAAUCUAUUUCUGCAACCAUGGUCUCCGAUUCCGUCAACGUUUACCUUUCUUCUGUCCCCGGCACCAGAGAUUUCGGCAAGAAGAAGCGGGCCAACCGUAAUGCCAAAUUGAAGCAGUGCAAGCUUGACGCUCGUCGCGAGCAAUGGCUUUCUCAAGGUUCUGUGAAGUAUAAGGGGUUUAAGGAUGGAACCAAUAGAGAAGGCAUGCCCGACGUGGGCAUUGAGAGAAACCGACCUAUGAAUGACCUAGAGAUGAGGCGAAGGAGCCACGGGAUUGAGGAGAAUGAUGGAUCUAUCCAUCACGAGAGCGAUUCAGAGUCGCCUUCCAACAGUCCCACAAGCAUUCUUCUGGGCGGUACUGAUUCUGGAACUAAUUUUACCGGGAGUAGCAGUAGCAGUAGCAGCUGUGGUGGCCGUUGCUCUGGCAACAUCACUGAAGAGGAAGAAGGUGAGGAUGACGGCUGCUUGGAUGAUUGGGAGGCAGUUGCAGAUGCUUUGGUAGCUAGCGAUAAUCAAGAAUCCAGAAACUCUUGUCAGGAACCGCCCCAGGAGACCGAGCCUGUUGAGCAUUUGAAUUCAAAAUCUUCAGCUGGGGUGCGUUUGGGUCUUGAGAAUUCAAAACGAGAGGGUUCUAGAAUGGUUCCUGAGAACCCCAUGCACAACCGGGCGUGGAGGCCCGAUGAUGCUUUUAGGCCUCAAAGUCUGCCGAAUUUGUUGAAGCAGCGCAGUUUUCCAAAUACUGAUCGGCAUUUUGGUCAGGGACGGAUCCCAUGGAUUCAUAGCAGUGCAGUAAGUGUGCCUUCCUCAUGUCCAAUCUGCUAUGAAGAUUUGGAUCCCACAGACUCUAGUUUUUUGCCCUGUUUGUGCGGGUUCAUGCUUUGUCUAUUCUGCCACAAGAGGAUUCUUGAGGGGGAUGGGCGCUGCCCGGGAUGCAGGAAGCCCUAUGAGCAUAAUGCUAUGGAGGCUGAACCAAGUGUGCAUGGACAUAGCCCGACAUUUCUACUGGCUCGUUCCUAUAGCCUGAUAGAAAGGUCCUAGGAACUGUCUAUUUAGGUGGUUGUGUCGGGUCCCUCUUUUUCUUUGUGUCUCAUGUCUUUGGAUGGUGUUAGACUCUCUGGUUUUCAUAGCGCAGAUUUGGGUAAUCAGCUUAUUACUUUUGUCACCCGGGAAUUGAGCUGCUUUUCUUAUGAGUUUGGUUCUUAUAUACAUAUAUCGUGCAGAUGUUUGAUGUAGAGGACCCAUUUUGGUAUGUGAAUAGAUAAUGGUGGGUAUGGUAUUCAAUAAACAACAACUGGUUAUAGCAUA
This is a messenger RNA of Tripterygium wilfordii, 1476 nucleotides long. RefSeq lists its product as uncharacterized. Gene Ontology annotation, biological process: protein ubiquitination. The record is from RefSeq and is a predicted model, not a curated record. Gene Ontology annotation, molecular function: ubiquitin-protein transferase activity. Bases 190 to 1209 code for a protein of 339 amino acids. The transcript has 3 exons. NCBI's taxonomy places the organism in Eukaryota, Viridiplantae, Streptophyta, Magnoliopsida, Celastrales, Celastraceae. Gene Ontology annotation, cellular component: CCR4-NOT complex.